AUGCGCCGGCUGGCAGACUUCAAAGUUUCGGGGGAGGGUCCUGAAAAGUGCCUGGACUUACUGCGCACCAUGCGGGAGAGGUGUGUGGCAGUCGACAGAAUGCACUGCACGGCGGCUUUGUCUGCUUGCACCUUACCAGCCUCCUGGCCAUUCGCCGUCGAAAUGCUGGGGAUGGUGCAGGCAGCUCAGAUCAAGGCAGACGUGGUCUUGUACAGCAGCGCAAUCAGCGUGCUGAGCCGGGCAAGGUGGCAGCUUGCUGCACAGCUCUUCUGGAACCUCAGGGCCAUGCGAGUUGCCAGCGACAUCACGGCUGUCACAGCCGCCUUGCAUGCGUACUCCACUGGGACUCGCUGGGAGGCUUGUGCCUGGCUCUUAAGCCACACGAGCCACUUGGAUUCUGUGGCCUGUACCACGGCAGUCAGCUCGUGCGAGAAGGCUCAGCGCUGGGAGAUGGCCCUGGGCUUCUUCGCCACUGCCGUGGCUCAAGGGAUCCACAGGGAUGCGGCCAUGUACAACGCCACCAUUGCCUGCUCUUCUCAGGGCGGGUUGGGAUGGCUUGGAAUACUUCAGCUACUGCAUGAGAUGACACAAGAGAGUAUCCAGAAAUCCACCACCACCUGCAACUCUGUGCUCACAGCUUUCGAGAGGGCGGGUUGCUGGGAGCAAGCGCUGGCGUUCUUCAGGGAGAUGCCUGGGUUCUCCCUUGUCCCAGACCUGAUCUCAUACAACGCAACGAUGACGUCCUUUGAGAAGGCGAGCCGAUGGGAAGAAGUCCUCUCUCUUCUGGUGGAGGCCAAAUCUCGUAGAAUGGGAGAUGGCAUCAGCUACAACUGCUGCAUCGCUGCCUGUCAGAAGGCCUUGAACUGGCUCCACGCGCUUGCUCUGCUAGCGGAGAUGAGGGGCUCCCUGGCAAGGCCGGACGCCAUCGCCUACAACAGCGCGAUCCUGGCUUCCUCUGGCAUUUCUCGCUGGGAAACCAUGCUGGCCUUGCUGCUUGAGUGUCUCGCCAGUGGGGUGACAGCUGACAUGCAGAGUUGGGCUGCAUGCCUCGCCGAAUGUGAGAUCCAGCCGGCACGAGAAGGAGAGAAGAUCCUCCUGAAGCAUUUGGUGAAGUACCUGGGCCGAAGUUCGGUACAGGUUCGGCCCCUGAGGAGCCCAACUCCAGAGAAGAUCACUAGGGUUUAG
Messenger RNA from Symbiodinium sp. CCMP2456, 1185 nucleotides. The record is from the annotation of a GenBank genome assembly. NCBI's taxonomy places the organism in Eukaryota, Dinophyceae, Suessiales, Symbiodiniaceae.